Messenger RNA from Myodes glareolus (Bank vole), 2439 nucleotides. It is a transcript of the gene Folh1, whose product is annotated as folate hydrolase 1. Gene Ontology annotation, cellular component: plasma membrane. NCBI's taxonomy places the organism in Eukaryota, Metazoa, Chordata, Mammalia, Rodentia, Cricetidae. The record is from RefSeq and is a predicted model, not a curated record. Gene Ontology annotation, molecular function: carboxypeptidase activity.
UGUUCCACAGGGCAGUAGUGGGAGGAAAAUUCGGCCAGCAGAGGCGCUGCUGUGGGGCCACAGGAACCCGAAGGGCGAGGAAGCACACAGUUUCCCAAGAUGUGGAACCCGCUGCAGGACAGCGACUCUGUGGUGGAUCCGGGACGCCGCCAGCGCUGGCUCUGCGCCGGGACACUGGUGCUGGCUUUCUCCGGAACCUUCAUCAUUGGCUUUGUCUUUGGAUGGUUUUUAAAAGCUUCCAGUGAAUCUACUGAUAUUGUUCCCAAUCCUGGCAUGAAGAAGUUAUUUUUGCAUGAAUUGAAGGCUGAGAACAUCAAAAACUUUUUAUAUAAUUUCACACGCACACCACAUUUGGCUGGAACAGAACACAAUUUUGAGCUUGCAAAGCAAAUUUAUGCCCAGUGGAAAGAAUUUGGCCUGGAUUCGGUUGAGUUGUCCCAUUAUGAUGUGCUGCUGUCUUACCCAAAUGAGACUCAUCCUAACUACAUCUCAAUAAUUGAUGGAGACAGAAAUGAGAUUUUCAACACAUCGUUGUCUGAACAGUCACCUCCAGGGUAUGAGAACAUCUCAGAUGUUGUGCCUCCUUUCAGUGCCUUCUCUCCACAAGGGACACCAGAGGGGGAUCUAGUGUAUGUUAACUAUGCACGUACUGAAGACUUCUUUAAGCUAGAACGGGACAUGAAGAUUAAUUGUUCUGGAAAGAUUGUCAUCGCCAGAUAUGGGAAAGUGUUCAGAGGAAAUAAGGUUAAAAAUGCUCAGCUGGCAGGUGCGAAAGGAGUCAUUCUCUACUCAGACCCUGCUGACUAUGUUGUUCCUGGGGUGAAGUCCUAUCCAGAUGGCUGGAACCUCCCUGGAGGUGGUGUCCAGCGUGGGAAUGUCUUAAAUCUUAAUGGAGCAGGUGACCCCCUCACACCGGGUUACCCAGCCAAUGAAUAUGCUUAUAGGUAUGAUUUGACAGAGGCUGUUGGACUUCCAAGUAUUCCUGUCCAUCCUAUUGGAUACGAUGAUGCACAGAAACUCUUAGAACAUAUGGGUGGCCCAGCACCCCCUGAUAGCAGUUGGAAGGGAGGCCUCAAAGUGCCUUACAACGUGGGACCUGGUUUUGCUGGAAACUUUUCAACACAAAAAGUCAAGCUCCACAUACACUCCUACAGUAAAGUGACAAGGAUCUAUAAUGUCAUUGGCACCCUCAAAGGAGCUAUUGAACCAGACAGAUAUGUCAUUCUUGGAGGUCACCGAGAUGCCUGGGUCUUCGGUGGCAUUGACCCUCAGAGUGGAGCAGCUGUUGUUCAUGAAAUUGUGAGGAGCUUUGGAGCACUGAAGAAGGAAGGGUGGAGGCCUAGAAGAACGAUUCUGUUUGCAAGCUGGGAUGCGGAAGAAUUUGGCCUUCUUGGUUCUACCGAGUGGGCAGAGGAACAUUCCAGACUCCUCCAAGAACGUGGUGUGGCUUACAUAAAUGCCGAUUCUUCCAUAGAAGGAAACUACACCUUAAGAGUCGACUGCACACCGCUGCUGCAUAGCUUAGUGUACAACUUAACAAAAGAGCUCCAAAGCCCGGAUGCAGGCUUUGAAGGCAAAUCUCUUUACGACAGCUGGAGAGAAAAGAAUCCUUCACCAGAAUCCAAUGAAGUACCCAGGAUUAGCAAGCUGGGAUCUGGCAAUGAUUUUGAAGUGUUUUUCCAAAGACUUGGAAUUGCUUCAGGCAGAGCACGGUACACUAAAAAUUGGAAAACAAACAAAGUCAGAAGCUAUCCACUCUACCACAGUGUCUAUGAAACAUAUGAGUUAGUGGAAAAAUUUUAUGAUCCAACCUUUAAAUAUCACCUCACUGUGGCCCAGGUUCGAGGAGGGAUGGUGUUUGAACUGGCCAAUUCUCUAGUGCUUCCUUUUGACUGUCAAGAUUAUGCAGUUGCUCUGAAAAAAUAUACUGAAAAUAUCUACAACAUUUCAAUGAACCAUCCACAAGAGAUGAAGGAAUAUUCGGUAUCAUUUGAUUCACUGUUUUCUGCAGUAAAUAAUUUUACAGAGACUGCAUCUGAGUUCAACAAAAAACUUCAAGUAUUGGAUAAAAGCAACCCCAUGUCACUGAGAAUUAUAAAUGACCAGCUGAUGUAUCUGGAACGUGCAUUCAUUGAUCCUUUAGGGUUACCAGGCAGACCUUUCUAUAGGCAUAUCAUCUAUGCUCCAAGCAGCCACAACAAGUAUGCAGGAGAGUCAUUCCCAGGCAUUUAUGAUGCCCUUUUUGAUAUUGAGAGCAAAGUGGACCCUUCUAAGGCCUGGAGAGAAGUGAAGAGACAGAUUUCUAUCGCAGCCUUCACAGUGCAAGCUGCAGCAGAGACUUUGAGAGAAGUAGCCUAAGGAUACUUCAAAGAAUCCAUAUUUGGUCGGUAUGAUAUUAUUGGAAGAACCUAUAUAGAAAAAUAAAUAUAUGAGAUUUUA